GUGAGGGCAAAGGUUUAACUUGGCCCCUGUGAGCCUAGGUUGUAGGAGGGUAAGGAUUGCAUGAAGGGUAGGCCUGUGGCAAGACGCCAUGCACCCAUAUCAGCCUGAGCAAGAAAUGACCCACGGAUGCCCAGGACCGUGUGCUCCACUUUGCGAAUAGCCAUAGAUGGAACUUGGGGACCCAAACUGAAGGAGAAUGCUGAUGCCAAAUCAUAGGAACCAAGCCCUGGUGCCAUUUUGGAUUCUCUGCAAUAAUGGUUUCUGCCACUUUAGGUCACACUGCUCUCUAUAAGUGUAUCAGAGGAGACCCACAAGUGAACAUUCUCUUGGGUAAAAAGAGAUCUCCACACCUUCACCCUGCUCCUUGCCAAGCAAGAGCUCUUCUCCCAGGGCAACAGCCAGUGCAUAAUGACAGACACUUCUAGAAGGUCUUGGCUUGUAUCUUUCUUAAGGUGUCUGGCACAGAGUUGGACCUCUUAAGUAGUUGCCAAGUUGAACUAUGGAACUGAAUGUUUUCAUACUAAUAGCCAUCUCAUUUAAAUGGCGGUGUAUAAACUAAUUGUUUUCCAGCUCAAAAUGUAGAUCCCUGCCAUAUCCCCCAGCCUCCUACCUGUACCUUAGAGCAAGGAAAUGAAUAAUAAGGGGUGAUAUUCCACUCUCGUUGGCAUACCAUGCACCAUGGAGCAGUGGGUUCCAUUUUUUUUUAUGUUUAUUUAUUUUUGAGAGAGAGAGUGAGCACAAGCUGGAGAGGGGCAGAGAAAGAGGAAGAUACAGGUUGCAAAGCAGGAUCCAGGAUUUGAGCUGUCAGCACAGAGCCCAACAUGGGGCUUGAACUCGCAAGCCAUGGGAUCAUGACCUGAGCUGAAGUCAGAUACUUAGCCGACUGAGCCACCCAGGCACCCUGAGCAGUGGGUUCCAAAACGUCUCACAUAGAAGGGAGGGAAUGUUGACAGAAGUUGCUGCAAAAGGAUUCUGUAUCCAAAAAACUGGGGAAUUCCUGGGCCUCUAUCAUACUAACGUGCUCUGUGGAUAUCAGGGGUCACUCUAGAAAGCGCAGCAUUUCUCAAAGGACCCUGACCAAGAAAAUCUCAUCCUGUGAUAUGUACUUUGGGAAAAGCUACAAUAGAGACAUGGGAUAACUGAUCCCAUGUCCAUAAUUUCUUACUCAUUUGUCCUUGGAAUGAAACACUCAGACUAUUCCUUUAUUACUCGGCUGGCCUCUGUCUGUACCUGCAUUGCUUGCAGAAUGCACACUCCUUAAGGACCGGGGUCUGCCACACGCCGCUUACUACUGUAUGUAUCUCCAGGGCUGAGCACGCAGAGUAACUGGUUAAUUGCUACUGUUAAAAAAUAAAUGAAAAAAUAGCACUGCAAAUAGAAUUAAACUCUGUUCCUGCCUACCAUGUUAAUUUGUUGAGUGUGGACCAUGCCCAGGGCAAUCUGCUUUGUUAGGCUUUUUCCGGGGCACACAGACUGGUCAAGGAAGGUCUACCUCCUGGCUCCUUUAGACCCUGAGGGCGGGUUAGCCCAGCACCCAGGCCAGGCAUUUACAUGUAAGAUCUGUGCGCUUUGGCGAGGCAGGACCACUUGUAGCUAUUUAUUUAUUUAUUUAUUCAUUUAAUGUUUAUUUAUUUUAGAGAGAGUGUGUGAGCAGGGCAGAAGAAGGGCAGAGAGAGAGGGAGACACAGAACUUGAAGUGGGCUCUAAGGGUCCAGGCUCUGCACUGUCAGCACAGAGCCCCAACGCGGGGCUCAAACUCACGAACUGUGAGAUCAUGACCUGAGCUGAAGUUGGAUGCUUAACCGACUGAGCCACCGAGGCGCCCCUAGCUAUUUAUUUAAAGCCAGAUACCAGCAGAACCAUGAGUAUGAGAAUGUAUAUAUGGCACUGUUUAUAAUAGAGAAAAUAUAGAAAUCCUGUAACAGGAGACCAUCUUAAGCUCUGCUACGACCAUAUAAUGGAAAAAUAUAUGUACCUGGUAAGGAGGAGGAUGAACAUUUUUUUUAUAUCGAUGCAUAUAAUAUUGUUGAACAAAUUGUUGAGUUAAGGGGGGGCGAGUACAGAACAUUAUAUACAUACAGUUUAUUUAAGUGUUUUUUAAGUGUAUUUUGAUAUGUGAGUAUAUAUGUGCAUUUUACUGCUGCUAAUAUAUGGGUUUUUUUUAAAAGAAAACAUGGAAAGAUAUGCCACACUGUUAAUGUUAUAAAGCUGGGCUAUAAGGGUGAGUUAUUUUUUGCUUUCAAUUUCGAUAUUCACAUUAAGCACAUUUUACUUUUAUAAAUAGCAAAACCCCUAAAGAUAGUCCUAUUUGAGGGGAAAAAUCCAUCAUAUAAGUAGUAAGCAGCAGAAAAAAAAAAAUCCUUAGAGAUAUUAGGGCCCAGAGAGGGAUAAGAGCUGCUUUAGGCUACAGAGAAGCAUUUGUCUAUCUUAUGGGAGGGGUGGCACAUGAACUUGACCUUGAAGAAUCAGUAGAUAUAAUCAACACAUGAUAGUUUACACUGGAGUAUCUUUCUGCAUAUGCAGUAUCAGGCAGAUUACUCUCAAACUGACUUCCUUCCCCUAGCCAGCUCACCACAGGUCACUUUACCCAGAAGUUAAAUGUGUUGAUGAAUUUGUCUUGUAUUAUCUGUGCCAUCCUUAAGAACUGAGUGGGUUUAUAAGGAGGGGCAUUAAAAGCCUGUAUAGAUUGUAUUGCAACUCUUAAAAUAAUCUCCAUACUCUUUGGCCCUGGGCCUCCCUUCCUAAAGAAAUUGGAAAUUAAGCCACAAUUUAUUCAGUAUAGCAUUAGUUAUCAUAAUAAAAAAUCAAAAGAGCCCAAAUAUCAAAAAUACAUGAGUGAGUAAGUAGAGUAUGUGAAGGUCUAUUUCACAGCUUUAAAAGAUGUCUACAAAGAAUUUUUAAUGACUUGUUUGGAGGUUAUGAUAGGUGUAAAAGAAAAGACAAAAUGAAAAAAAAAAAAAGAAUUGUAUUCAGUAGGGACAAAAAAAGUCUGCAGAGCUUCCUAGAAGAGGUUGAAGACAGAGGUCUUCAUAUCAGCACUAAUGAUCCAACUUCCUUGGUUAUCCUGUGGUCAGGAGUUUGGGACAAAGGAGAUUUUUCAUCAUCUUUUGGGUUAUCUCCGAUUAAGAUGAUACUCUGUCAAAGAUUUCCUCUAAUAAGUAUUAGACACUGGGACCAACACAUUGAGUGCUAGACAAACAGAUAAACAACUGUGAAAAAUGGAGUCUGCCCAGGGGCUGCUGGGAGUAACCAAGCCUGGGUGUAACUGCACACACUGGGGAGAGUGCCAGAUCCGUUCCUGAUUGGAAUUCCUGAAUUUAACUGAAACUAAAGUAGACUGGAGGCUUUGAGUUCUCCUACCCACAAGGUGGUAGCGGGACCGGGACCGUUCUCAUCAGAAUGCCUCAUUCCCAUCCGGAAAUUCAAAACUCAAACAUGUUGAUAGAAGCACUUUCCUUAGGGGAAAACCAUAUCCACGUUCAGGGGGCAGCAGCCGAAGAGUAUGGUCCCAGGCAGGCUUGCUUUCAUUCAGAAUAAACGUUUAUUGAAUAACCAUAGGAGUCUUGCAUUGCUGUAAGUGUUAACCACAGUAGGACCUUGUCUUCCGGGGCUUGAAACUUUGUACUUGGCAAAAUGUAAGUGUGCAGAUGUUUGCACGUCUGAUACUUGUCUCAGUGGCUAUGGACAUUGUCGAGCCUUGGGUCUUGCAAGCCCUGGAAAGGUAAACAAAGGACCAUGACAACCUUAUGUUCCACAUUCUACCGCUGGGCUUCCAGUCACCUGCUCACUGGUGUUGACCUGUCCACAUUGGUCAGGUCUUGCCCGAUUGAGGCAGCAGAGGCCAAGCGGGCAGUGCAGCGGGGAGCCACUGCCGUCAUCUUUGAUGUAUCAGAAAACCCAGAAGCUAUUGACCAGCUAAACCAGGGCUCAGAAGACCCACUCAAGAGGCCGGUGGUGUACGUGAAGGGUGCAGAUGCCAUCAAGCUGAUGAACAUCGUCAACAAGCAGAAAGUAGCUCGAGCAAGGAUUCAGCACCGCCCGCCUCGACAACCCACCGAGUACUUCGACAUGGGGAUUUUCUUGGCGUUCUUCGUCGUGGUCUCCUUGGUCUGCCUCAUCCUCCUUGUCAAAAUCAAGCUGAAGCAGCGGCGCAGUCAGAAUUCCAUGAACAGGCUGGCCGUACAGGCUCUGGAGAAGAUGGAAACCAGAAAGUUCAACUCCAAGAGCAAGGGGCGCCGGGAGGGCAGCUGCGGGGCCCUGGACACGCUCAGCAGCAGCUCCACGUCCGACUGCGCCAUCUGCCUGGAGAAGUACAUCGACGGAGAGGAGCUGCGGGUUAUCCCCUGUACUCACCGCUUUCACCGGAAGUGCGUGGACCCGUGGCUGCUGCAGCACCACACCUGCCCCCACUGUCGGCAUAACAUCAUAGAACAAAAGGGAAACCCGAGCACUGUGUGUGUGGAGACCAGCAACCUUGCGCGCAGCCGGCAGCAGAGGGUGAUCCUGCCGGUGCACUACCCCGGCCGCGUGCACAGGACCAAUGCCAUCCCGGCCUACCCUACCAGGACAAGCAUGGACUCCCACGGGAACCCCGUCACGCUGCUGACUGUGGACCGGCACGGGGAGCAGAGCCUCUAUUCCCCACAGACCCCCACCUACAUCCGCGGCUACCCGCCCCUGCACCUGGACCACACCCUGGCCCCUCACCGCUGCGGCCUGGAGCACCGGGCCUACUCACCAGCUCACCCCUUCCGCAGGCCCAAGUUCAGCGGCCGCAGCUUCUCCAAGGCAGCUUGCUUCUCCCAGUAUGAGACCAUGUACCAACACUACUACUUCCAGGGCCUCAGCUACCCAGAGCAGGAGGGCCAGGCUCCCCCGGGCCUCUCUCCCAGGGGCCCAACCCGCGCCUUCCCCCCGAGUGGCGGUGGCGGCGGUGGCGGCGGCCUGCUGUUCCCCACCGUGGUGCACAUGGCCCCGCCCUCCCACCUGGAGAGCGGCAGCACGUCCAGCUUCAGCUGCUACCACGGCCACCGCUCAGUGUGCAGCGGCUACCUGGCCGACUGCCCGGGCAGCGACAGCAGCAGCAGCAGCAGCAGCUCCGGCCAGUGCCACUGCUCCUCCAGCGACUCCGUGGUGGACUGCACCGAGGUCAGCAACCAGGGCGUGUACGGGAGCUGCUCGACCUUCCGCAGCUCCCUCAGCAGCGACUAUGACCCCUUCAUCUACCGCAGCCGGAGCCCCUGUCGCACCGGCGACGUGGGGGGUUCCGGUGGCUCAGGCCGGGGGCCUGUCGUGUGCCUUGAGGGCUCCCCGCCUCCAGAGGAGCUCCCGGCAGCCCACGGUCAAGGUGCGGGGCGGGGAGAGCCUUGGCCCGGCCCUGCCUCUCCCUCGGGGGACCAGCUGUCCACCUGUAGCCUGGAGAUGAACUACAGCAGCAACUCCUCCCUGGAGCACAGGGGGCCCGCCAGCUCUACCUCAGAAGUGGGGCUCGAGCCUUCUCCCGGGGCUGCCCCGGAUCUCAGGAGGACCUGGAAGGGGGGCCGCGAGGGGCUGUCGUGUGCCUGCUGCUGCGAGCCCCAGCCCGCCACGCUGGAGCCCAGUGCAGGAGUGGCCGGGGGCAGCACGCUGUUCCUGGGUCUCCCGCCCUGUGAGGCCUGUGGCCCCACGGGUGGGGAGUCACAGCCGGGAAGCUCCCAGGGCCUGUACGGUCUUCACCCAGACCAUUUGGCCAGGACAGAUGGGGUGAAAUAUGAGGGCCUGCCCUGCUGCUUCUAUGAAGAGAAGCAGGUGGCCCAUGGUGGCGGAGGGGGCAGCGGCUGCUACACUGAGGACUGCUCCGUGAGCGUGCAGUACACGCUCGCCCAGGAGGCCCCGCCCAGCUGCCACCCAGGGGCCCGGGACCUGAGCCAGCGCAUCCCCAUCAUUCCGGAGGAUGUGGACUGUGACUUAGGCCUGACCUCAGACUGCCAAGGGACCCGUGGCCUCAGCCCCUGGGGUGGAACCCUGGGCCCGGAUGCCCUGCGGCCCCACAGAAGCCUGGGAGCAGCCCAGGAAGAAGAGCCGGUUCUCUGCUGCCAGGCCAGGGCACCGCUCUCGCCCGGCUGCCCUCUGGAGGGUGCAGAGGCCACCAGGGCCAGCUUCCCCGGUACCCCCCAGGACACUCAGGAGUCCAGCGCCACAGCCACUGAGGCUGCAGGACAGAGAUCUCGCCCAGCAGACGGCGGCACGGGAGCCUGAGCUCAGAAGGAAUUCUGGAAAUGGGGACUAUAUGGAGACUCCAAGCUCUGACUUCCUUCAGGAAAGAAAAAAAAAGAAAAAAAAAAGAUUUUUUUUAGCUUUGACAAACACACAAAAGUGGUAAUAAAGAGAGCCCUCUUUCUCAACCCAAAAUGUGAGCCACCUGUGGCAAACCGCCCCCAUCCCCACCCCCCAUUAACAAACCAACAGACAAAAUUCUCUGAGUCUUUUGCCUCUUUUGAUAACAUGGUAUUCUGUUUUGUAAAGUGUGUGUGCUUGGGGUUCUGAGGUGUGUGGGAUUGAGUUCUCUGCUUUGUUUUUUUUUAAGAUAU
Messenger RNA from Panthera uncia (snow leopard), 6569 nucleotides. It is a transcript of the gene ZNRF3, whose product is annotated as zinc and ring finger 3. Bases 3736 to 6237 code for a protein of 833 amino acids. The record is from RefSeq and is a predicted model, not a curated record. The transcript has 8 exons. Gene Ontology annotation, molecular function: ubiquitin protein ligase activity; frizzled binding. NCBI's taxonomy places the organism in Eukaryota, Metazoa, Chordata, Mammalia, Carnivora, Felidae. Gene Ontology annotation, biological process: negative regulation of canonical Wnt signaling pathway; ubiquitin-dependent protein catabolic process; Wnt receptor catabolic process.